Nematostella vectensis (starlet sea anemone) is the source of this 3137-nucleotide messenger RNA. RefSeq lists its product as uncharacterized. Gene Ontology annotation, molecular function: protein binding. Gene Ontology annotation, cellular component: cytoplasm; cilium. The record is from RefSeq and is a predicted model, not a curated record. Lineage: Eukaryota; Metazoa; Cnidaria; Anthozoa; Actiniaria; Edwardsiidae. Bases 1016 to 2320 code for a protein of 434 amino acids. The transcript has 3 exons. Gene Ontology annotation, biological process: protein localization involved in establishment of planar polarity.
GCUUUAUAAAAUCCUGUAGAUACACGGAGUGAGGUAAGAGAUAGAGUCACAGUAUUUGUCAAAACACCACGAACUUCUGGUAGCGUCACGUAACUCCAAUCGUUGGUAUAAACUGAAGCGCGCAAGCGAAAAACUACUUUAUCAAGGUUGAUUCAGUGCCCGUCUGUCUACCCAUCCGGUCGUCUGCCCGACGCCGUGUGUUUAUGAUAGAUAUUCUUCAUUUCAUCUUAGCUAUUUAAUUCGCGAGUUCAUCCCGCGGCAGUGUACACCUUAAACAAAUAAGGCUGCACUCUGAGAAUAUGUGCCGUAACCAGCAGUAUUUUAUUGGGCAUCAUUCAAAUGAAUAAGCGUAAAUAAAAACAAACCAAAAAGAAAGCUUUAAUUCUUUGCUCAUUCAUGUUUAUAUACCUCAUGUUUAUGUAGCUCUAAAAAUUAACAUGGCUUUUAGAGGGCAGUAUUCAGCCAUGUAUACGUUACCUAUAAACCACUGCAGGUUGUGACACAUUCUCUGAAACAACCUGUUAAAUGAAUGUCCAUUCUGCCAUAAAAAAAAAAACUCGAAGAGAUACACUUUUGUCUUUCCCGCCUUUUUAUGUCUAUUUCUGCUAAGACCCUUUUAGUCCAAAAUAGCGCUAGAUCUGCGCAUUCUAAAGUGUUUCCGAAGUGGGUAACUUACGUAAGGAGAUUCCAUGAUUAACCAAUUUACUUUGUUAUCCCCCUGCAUAUCAUGCUAUUCUUGGUCCGGGCGAAAGGCUUUGGUAUCUAGAUCCUAAUGUGCCAAAAAACAUUACUUAUUCUCCGCUGAUAAUGUUCUAUCCAUUGACAAGGAUAACAUGGCGACCAAUCACCAUUGAAAAAAUAACAUCUCGACCAAUCAGAGAAGUUUAUUUGGAUGCAACUGUCAAUUGAAUGGUCUUCGCCUUUCUUUGAAAAUCGCCUGGGUACUAUAAGAAUCCCGAGCGAUGCCUGUCAUAUCCAGUGAGUGAUAGAGACUCGAUUCAAUCAAAAGCCAUCAAUGAUUCGAAAGUGGUGCGUUUAUACAUUAAAGAGAGCAAGAAAACGACGACUGCAAACACUCAGGCCGCUACUAGUCAGCGGCAGCGACGAGGGCAAAACUGCUGACCUGGAUGACGACGACGAUAACGAUAGCGGUAUAAGUAGUCAUGGUACCGCGGGAUCAGGGGCAUCACCAGACCUCUCCAAAACGGAGCUCGCAAUAAAAUUAGCAUCUGCGAGUCCAAGAUGCCCCGCGCGCUUAAGAGUGCGAGUCUUGUGGAAUUUUGAACCGGUGGAGAACUCGGAGCUAAAGGUGGUCAAAGGAGAAAUGGUGGUUGUCUUAUAUCGCGAAGAUGAUUGGGUCCUCGUUGUCAAUAGCAACGGACGGCGAGGGUUUAUUCCGUUUAGCUACUGCUCCUUGCCUUUGCGCAAGGCUGAGUACGGUGUAGAGUGCACUACUAUAACCAAUAAUCAAUUCAUUUCCGCCGGAAGUGACGUCCUUUGUGACCAAAUUUACACAAAAAGGAACACUAUGACACGAUGCUCAUCAGAGACGCAAAUGCAUGCCACUAAACUGAGCUCGUUACCAGGCUUUACAGGACUGAAACAAAGGAGCCAAAGCGACGAAGGGAUACUCGGCAAUGAUUCGUCGUCAUCAAGCGAAGAAGAAUCAUUUAGAAUUCGUUUUCUUUCGGACUUUUCUCGAAUUGAAAACAUUAAAAGUGUCCGAUCAACUCCAAAAAACUCGCCUGGAGUCACAAUUAAUGGGAGAAUACCUUAUUUAACUACGACAACAGUGUUGGACUUACCUGAGAAAGAUGUCUCAUUUCUUCAAGCCAGUCCGUCGGAUUUUCCCGAAGUCACGAGCUGGAAUCGGAGUGGUUCGGAAAGUGACGACCCUACUCCGACGCUCUUUCAAAAACUACCGCAUUUCAAAGCGAUGGUGCUGUAUGAUUUCGAGGCGUGUGCCGAGGAUGAUGUGAGCGUGACUAAGGGGGACGUUGUUAACGUCUUGAACAGGGAUGACGAUGACUGGUGGUGGGUUACCACGCCCAGGGGAGGAGAGGGUUUCGUGCCAUGCAGCUACCUCUCCAAGCACCUCAUCGCCAUGAAAGAAGAAACCCCCUGUAGUGUUGAGUCCGCGAGCUCUACCUCGGAGACCAGCAGUACGCAAGCCGUUCGGUUCCAGGACCCGCUCUGCACUUUUCACAGCUACGUGAAAGAGGACUGGGAAACUGAUUCCCAGGAAUCUUUCGGUGACGUGGACCACAGGGACCCCGAUAGUGCCAGCAUACUGGAGUCUAAAUAUAGCACAUGGUGUUGACACACUGGGCCGCUGAUAUCUUGUUUAUUUGUAUUGUGUGGAAUUUCGAGUGCUUUCUCUAUGGGUAUUUCCAUAGCGCUGCUGCCCAAGACAUUAGGGAAUUUUAGCAAGGGCAACGGCAAAGACGAAAGCGACUGCAAACAUUGGAAAAUUCUCUGAUACAUUUCAGUCGUUUCCCUCGAAACCACUGCCGGAGAAAAAACUUAAGAUUCACGACGCUGGAGAGUCUACGACAGCGCACAUGUUGUUUCUCCGCGCGCUAAAAGAAAAAUAUCGCCCGGUCAAAUCUUGCGUGUUUGCCGUCGUAGACUCUCCGCCAUCGUAAAUCGUAAGGUCCCCACUGUCUUUCGAGGACAGGGAUGUUUCCUCUGCAAACCCAACUAUCUGUUUUUCCCAAAGGCUCUAGUUUUCGUUUGAACUCUUUAUACGUACUAGUUUAGAAUUGAGGGCUUAAAGUUAAAACAUUUUCGGUCGCGUCCUUCUAGCCGUUGCCGUUUCGCCUGCUAAACCUCUCUACUGUGUUUUUGUAAGAAAAUUUUCUAGGCAGGAGUACUUGUCGUGUAAACUCUUUGCAGGAUGACCGCAAGAAAAUGCUGGGUCUUCUAGGUCAAUAUUCAUCUCUGUAAACAAGGUCCUAUAAAGGGGACGGUAUUUUGAUUCCAGGAACGGGAAUGGUAACUGGGUUUGAGGAAAACAGCGGCCGGGAAAGUUGGAUGACCUCAAAAUAGUGUCCAAAAACUAAGCUCGAAGUAUCGGGGUUGUAUUGUAUGUUUAGUUGACUUGAAAGUGUGCGAGUGAAAUAUAUAAAAAAACGUGA